Pangasianodon hypophthalmus (striped catfish) is the source of this 8061-nucleotide messenger RNA. RefSeq names its product cell adhesion associated, oncogene regulated (gene cdon). Gene Ontology annotation, biological process: nervous system development; axon guidance; cell-cell adhesion. The coding region runs from base 4115 to 7492 and encodes 1125 amino acids. The record is from RefSeq and is a predicted model, not a curated record. Gene Ontology annotation, molecular function: protein binding. Gene Ontology annotation, cellular component: plasma membrane; axon. Lineage: Eukaryota; Metazoa; Chordata; Actinopteri; Siluriformes; Pangasiidae. The transcript has 19 exons.
AGGUUUUUUUAUUUAGUUACUGUUUCAUCGUUGUCAUGGAAAAGGGUUAUCUUAGUUUUCAUCAACAAAAAAUACCACUGCCGCAUUCUUGACCAAGCGGUUACUGAUAAUAGAUGAAUGAGUGCAUGGAUGGACGGUAUAAUACAUACAUAAUUAUGUUGACUAAAACAUUAAAAAAACAAAACAGAAAAAAAACUAAGUUAAAAAAAAAAACAGUGACCUCAAUAAUCAACUGGUAGACUGUUGAACAGCCAAUCAGAACCUUCUUUACUUUACUUUUUACAUGUAAGCAUUAGAUCAGUGCCAAAAGAAUGUUAUGGUAUUUCUGCCAUCUAGAGACCAUAUAGUAUGUUCCUGGGGUCUGGUUCAUUCACAGCACAGGCCAGAGAUCUGUACACGACACUGGAAAAAACAACAACAACAACAAAAAAACAGGCUUUGGAUUCUUGUUCCGAACGUUGCCCAUGUUCUCUUAAAACAUCCAGUCAUCCACUCAUCUCUUAUGUAAUAAGCACAACAACAGCUGAGGCCUUUAAUUUAGGCUGGGUUAUACUUUUCCUGGUUAUGGAAUGCUACCAGCAGACAGGGGUUGGUCUUUUUAUCUUCUAAAGAUCAGGUGUUGCAAUGCAGGCAAUAUUUGUAUGGCACCAUAGUGGUUUAGCCAUAUCCAGCUGUUGCUACUUUUCGCACGUUUGUUACUUAUCUAUCUAAUAGCCUCUUUUUGAUGGAUGUAAGAUUGUCUUCAAAACAGGAAUAUGAGAAUGGGCAAGUAUCAGACCCCUAUAACACACACACACACACACUCUUUUCCCCUGACAUCCAUGUGUUAAGACUCCAGACAGUGCCUCUUUCCUACCAGCAUCCAGCUCUUCUCGCUUUCCCUCUCUCUUUUCCUCUCUGUGUAUGAGGAAUGACACCAGAUAUCCUGUGCAGCAUCAGGCUACCCUGAGCCCACUGCCUACAGGCGGAUGUCAGUAGAAAGGCAGUGAGAUAAGAGGCAGGAAUGAUGCCUGUGUGUUUCCUCGUCUUGCCAGAUUGCCAGUAGAGAUAUCAAGAGGCACUACCUUCUGAACCCACCGCUCAGUGUAUCCAGCGCACACACAGGUGGCAUUAGUCCACUGUAAAGUGUCACAUUUGUGUCUGCUCAGCAUUCACACCCAUAUGAGAUGUCAAAAUGCGUGGUUUUACCUGGGGUUUUAAAUGACAGGCUUUUGUUAUUAUUGAAAUUAUAUAUGAUUAUUCUGGAGGUAAGGAGCAGAUUCCACUGAUGGCAUAGGGGCAACGCUUGGAGCUUGUCAGGACAUGCAGCAGAACAGAAAUACUGCCCUUAGAUUCAUAGGGCAGAGGAGAUACAGCACAACUACAUGUGCUUCUUACAGGUUUCCCACCGCAUCUUUCUUACUGUGAGUUUUAAAACCUUUUGUUUUAAUCAUUAUCAUGAUUUAUUAUUAUUUUUUUUAUAUAUUGGUGUCACCUAUCUGCAUCCUAGCAUGUGGGACUGGCUUGCUUUAGCAGGUCUUAGUGGUGAGAAGAUGUUAUUGUUUCUUACACACUCCUUACCCACCCUUUUUUUCCCCGGAGGUUAACCCCAUGGGGCUGGCUCAGGCCUAACAGACACCCUCUGACUCUUGACUCUCUGAGGCCCGUUUGACCCUCUGAGUGAGAGUGGGCGUGAGCAAGAGACUAAAACAUUUAUUAUUUCCUGUGUGUGUCCUUCUGUGGCUGAUGGUGUUGUCUGUGUGUGGACUUGUCUGAAGUGUAUAUUUAGACUUCACUGUAGUUGUUUGACUUCCUCAGAGUUCACUAGAAUGUUUAUUGUUCUUUUUUUCACGUUGAGUUUAGAAGUAGACCCGACCUCUUGUGGGUGGUUUUUUUUUUUUUGUUUUGUUUUUUUGGUUGUUGUUAAACCGUGUAAUUGUGGCAGUAAUUUUUCAGAGUACACAGAGGAACAGUGCUUAGAUGUUUUGCUGUUAUUGGAACAUGUCUGUGUUGUGUGCGUGCGCUUCUGUGUGUCUGUGUAUUAGAUGUAUGCAAGUUGGCAUGUGUGCAUAUCCAUCUCCUUCUAUACUUAUUCAGCUCUGAUGAUUCCACCUGUAGUCCCUUCCGAAAGUAUUGGAACGGCAAGGCUAAUUCUAUUGGUUUUGCUAUACACUGAACACAUUAGGGUUUGAUAUCAAAAGUUGUAUAUGAGAAGAUAGAUCAAAAUUUCAGCUUCCAUUUCCCAAUAUUUACAUCUAGAUCAUCUGAGAUUAUGGCACCUUUGGUGGAGGACCAUCCAAUACAUUUGCUUACCUAAAAAUUGGGUUGCAUGUCCCUUGCUUGCAAUAACUGCAUCAAACCGGCAGACCACUGACAUCACCAAACUGUUGCAUUCUUCUUCUGUGAUGCUUUUCCAGGCUUGUACCGCAGCUUCUUUCAGUUGUUUGUUUGGGGGUUUCCCCCUACAGUCUCCUCUUCAGGAGGUUAAAUGCAUGCUGAACUGGUUUAAGUUCUGGUGAUUGACUUGGCCAGUCUAAAACUUUCCACUUUUUCACUCUGAUGAAGUCCUUUGUUGUGCUGGCAGUGUGUUUUGAGUGAUUGUCUUACUGCAUGAUGAAGUUUCUCCCAAUUAGAUUGGAUGCAUUUCUCUGUCUUGGCAGACAGAAUGUUUCUGUAGACAUCUGAACUCAUUCUGCUACCAUCAUGAGUUACAUCAUCUGUAAAGAUUAGUGAGCCUGUUCCAGAAGCCCAAGUCAUGCAGGCCCAAGCCAUGACACUACUUCUACCUUGCUUGACUGAUGAGCUUAUAUGUUUUGGAUCAGGAACAGAUCCUUUCUUUUUCCACACUUUGGCCUUUCCAUCACUUUGAUAGAGGGUAAUCUUGGUUCCAGAACUUUUGCGCCUCAUCUCUGUAUUUCUUUGCGAAUUCCAGUCUUCUGGAGUCUUCUAUUCUUACUGCUGACGAGUGGUUUUCAUCUUGUGGUAUGGCCUCUAUAUUUCUGCUUUCGAAGGCUUCUUCAAACAGUGGAUUGUGAUACCUUCACCCCUGCCCUGUGAAGGUUGUUGGUGAUGUUACUGGCUUGUUUUUGGGGUUUUCUUCAUAGUUCUCACAACAUUUUUCAUCAAAUGCUGCUGUUUUUCUUUUUCCGACCUGUUUGAUGUUUGGUUGUUAGUACACCAGUGGUUUCUUUUUUUUUUUUCAGGACAUUCCAAAUUGUUGUAUUGGCUAUACCCAUGUUUGUGCAAUGGCUUUGAUUGAUUUUCUCUCUUUUCUCAGCUUCAAAAUGGCUUGCUUUUCUCCCAUAGACAGCUCUCUGGUCUUCAUGUUGGUUUAUCCUUUUUUAAUAACAAAUGCAGUCUUCACAGGUGAAACCCAGGGCUCAAACCAAGAGAAGACAUUCAGAGCUAUUAAUUGUUUAAACAGUCAAUCUAACAGGGCACACCUGGGCAUCAAGAAACACCUGUCAGUCACAUAUUCCAAUAUUUUUGGUCACUUGAAGAAAUGGGUGGGUUCAAAAAAAAAGGUGCCAUGUUCUAAGUUGUUUAACACAUCUAGAUGUAAAUAUCGGAAAAUGGAAGCUUAUCAUAUUCAUCAUUUGAUCUUAAACACAAAUGUCUUAGUGUAUAGCAAAAACAGUGGAAUUGGCUUUGCCUUUGCAGUACUUUUGGAGGGAACUAUAUGUGUCACCUCUUCAAUUUGUCCGAGCUGAGCAACCUGCGCUGUGUAUCAAGCUCCAUGGCAUCCACAUUGUGAAUGUCUCAGCUGGAAGGCUAUUGUCCUCUGCCCCCUAGCCAAACCACGCUUACAAACCAGGAGAGGGUGAUCAAAGAGCCGUCAGAUUAGCUUGGGCCUGACACAGAAGGUGGAGCCCGGAAUGGGGGUGGGGUGGUUGCUGGUUCAAAAGGAAAGAGGAAUGCCUCUCAUUACGUUCCUUCCACUUCUUUUCUUGUCUGUCUGUUUGGGUUCUCUCCAUCAGUGUGUUAAUGCGUGUCUGUGUGAGUGUGUGAGCAUGAGCCAGCACCCCAUGUCUGCUCUUCAGGCUACAGUGAACCUGUAAGGAAGCAACACACUGUGUGCAUGUGGAGGGUGUGUGCGUGCGAGACCCCGGUUAGCGUCCUGAGGUGAAGCAGCGUCAUGGAAGACAGGGGCCUAAGAGGCCUGAAGGUUCUGUCCAUCGUGCUGUGCAUUUUCCAAACUCUUCUCCUCAACUGCCCUUUUGCAUUAUCUCUCUUAUUCCACACACAACCUGCCUCUGUGGUUCAGAAGCAAGGCAGCGCUGUUCAUCUGCACUGUUUGGUGCAUCCUGCCUCAGCCACAGUCACCUGGCUGUUCCAGGGUCGUGCCCUGGAGCCGGAGUCGCUACCCGGGGUGGAGGUCCACCCUGACAGAAUCUCCCUGCCCUCUCUCCAGCCCCAAAACACUGGCAUUUACCAGUGUGUGGCACACUCAGACGCAGGUUCCAUCACCAGCCAAUGGGCAAGGGUAACCAUCGCAGAAAUUACGGAGUUUGGACAGACCCAUCGGCGGUCUUUAGUAGAAAAAGAAGGGAACACUGCUGUCAUUGAGUGCCAGCUACCUCGGAGUAAUCCCCCAGCUUUGCCACGUUACAGAAUACGGGGAAAAUGGCUAGAGGAGUCUACAGAUGAAUAUUUAAUCCUUCCUUCUGGGAACCUUCACAUAGUCUCUGUUUCUCCAGAGCAUCAGGGCAUGUAUAAAUGUGGCGCUUAUAAUCCUGUUACCAGAGAGGUCAAGGUCGAGCCCUAUGGCACUAAGCUCUUAGUGAAAAAUUCAGAUGGUCCUUCCCCUGUGGGGAUAGUAUAUCCAGUCAACUCUGUCAACCUGACAGUGGAACAGUCCAUGUCCUUGGUUCUGGAAUGUGUAGUAUCAGGAAAUCCCUCUCCUGUUGUUAAAUGGUUGAAGGAUGGCCAAGAGCUGCCUCUUGCUCCCAGACUGAGACUUCUGCACAGUAAUCUGGUGCUGACUGAUGUUCAGAUAAGUGACGGAGGAAAUUACACUUGCUUUGUUCAAGUAGAGGAAGGUGCUGUGGCCAGUGCCAACUAUAUUGUGGAAGUGCUUGGGCCUCCUGUUAUAAUGAGAGGUCUGAGUGACCAGACUGUGAAAUCUGGCUCAUUUGUGCAAUUCACUUGUGCCACCUCGGGAAAUCCUGUUCCUAACAUCACCUGGCUCUUCAACUCUUCCCCAGUUUUAUCCUCACCACGCCUCCAGAUAUCGAACUCCACCCUGCGUAUUUUCUCACUCACUGCUCGGGACCAGGGCAUGUACCAGUGUGUGCUAGACAACAGGAUUGGCUCUGCACAGUCAGCUGCCAGACUUAGUAUUCAGCUGGAACCUCAGUCCAGUUCCACCACUGCUGCUACUACGGACACACAACCAAGUGUCCAUCCAGUUCAGAGUGAUGAAGGAGAGGGGCUGUUCCUGGCUUCAGAGGAUGGUCUUGGUGAUGCCAAAGGUUCAUUCACAGAGAGGAGCAGCGACAAGCCCACUCCAGAGGCUCCAAUCAUUAUCAGUCCGCCACAAACACACAGACCCACUGCAUAUGAUCUAGAGUGGCGACCAGGACGAGACUGGGGCAGACCAAUCAACGCCUACUUUGUUAAAUAUCGCAAGGUGGAUGAGAUGGGCAACGUGGUGGGCAGCUGGCACACAGUACGCGUUCCAGGUAGUGAAAGGAGCCUCCCCCUGUCGGACCUGGAGCCUUCCAGCCUGUAUGAGGUGCUGAUGGUAGCACGCAGCAGUGCUGGUGAAGGCCAACCCGCCAUGCUUACCUUUCGAACCGGAAAGGAGAAGAGCUCCUCCUCCAAUAAGAAUCCCUCCAAGGCCCCGUUUGUGUCUUUGCCUGAGAAAGCCCCCGAAGACAAAGUCAUCAAUACGCACUAUGGAGUGGUCAUCCAUGACAGAGUUCCUGAGGCCCCAGAUCGGCCAACCAUCUCCAUGGCAUCAGAGAAUUCGGUUUACGUCACAUGGAUCCCGCGGGCCAAUGGUGGAUCUCCAAUCACAGCUUUCCGCGUAGAGUACAGGAAGGGCCGUAAUGCGGAUUGGAUCAUAGCUGACGACAACAUCUCACCUCUCAAGCUGUCCGUGGAAGUGCGCAACUUGGAAGCAGGUUCCACGUACCGUUUCCGUGUCAUCGCCAUGAACAACUAUGGCGAGAGUCCCCACAGCGCCACCUCCAGGCCAUACCAGAUAGCGAUGACGAAUUCACCUGUGUCCAACCGACCCGUGGCUGGCCCUCACAUCUCUUCUACUGAUGCUGUCAGCGACACGCAGAUCAUGGUGCGAUGGACUUACACCACUUCCAGUAACAACAACACCCCCAUCCAAGGCUUCUACAUCUACUAUCGCCCUACAGACAGUGACAAUGACGGUGAUUAUAAGAGAGAUGUGAUAGAAGGUAUCAAGCGCUGGCACAUGAUUGGUCAGCUCCAACCCGAGACAUCCUAUGACAUCAAGAUGCAGUGCUACAAUGACGCUGGAGAAAGCGAUUACAGUAACGUGAUGAUAUGUGAAACUAAAGCGCGUCAGCCUCCUGGUGUUCCCAGUCAGCGGCCCAUCACUCCGCCAGCCGUGUACCCACCCAGUUCAAAUUCUUCAGCAGGUGGCGUCUUGUACCUGAUCGUGGGCUGCAUUCUGGGUGUCAUGGUGCUCAUCCUGCUCAUCUUCAUCAUCAUGUGCCUGUGGAGAAACCGCCAGCAGCACAGCAUGCACAAGUACAACCCUCCUGGUUACCUGUACCAGCCUGCUGAGAUGAACGGUCACAUUAUGGAGUACACAACACUACCUGGCUCCAGCCAGCUCAACGGCAACAUGCAUGGUAGCUACGGGAACAGUGGGUCCGUAAUGCCCCAGGGUUGCCAUCACCUCCACCAUAAACUCCCCAAUGGUCUGACACUACUAAAUGGCUCAGGCCCUCUCUACAGUCUGGGACAUUCCCACACCCAUGACACAUCUCUACCCCACAGCACCGUGGACUUUGAGCAUACACACCCUCGCCAUAUGCACAGUCGAGGAAGCAUGUACACAUCUGUACCCCAGACGGACUCUUCUGACUGCAUGAACUGCCAGAACUUCUGUAACAACAACAGGUGUUACACGAAAGCCAAUGGCAAUUUCUCAGGUGGCCUAAAGCACCACCUGGUACCUUGCCAGCUUGAUGGGCUCGAGAUGGUGCCUCUGAACCAUGGCUCGCUCCUGUGCCAUGGUAAUGACAGCCCGGCACCCCUGGGGAUUUGCGAGAGGGCGGAUAUGAUCAGAGAGCAGAUGCAGGUCAACUCAGACUCAACGUCAUCCCAGAAUUCUGAGUGUGGAACCGGACAAGAAGUUCCAGGCACCAACUAUAGCAGAGAUUCAGUACAGUGUGUGAACUCAGACGAGCCGCUGAUGUGUUUGGAGAGGCUGGACCUAUCUGAUUUGGACUGUAAAGAGAAAACCGCCUGGAUCUCCACUACAAGUCUAAAUGGAGACCUUAUCCACCCUACAGCACAGGAGAUAUGAACUCACAAACACACAGCAGCAAUCCACACACACACACACACACACACACACAAAACACACACACACAAAUAUGCAUUUUUCACAUAUAUACACAUCCCAAACAUGCAUACCUACGCAAGAACAGCAGACAAUGAAGAAACGUGAAAAUGUAUUCAGAGAAAAGGAAAGAGCCAGUGCUGAAAUGCUCGGACUUUACCUGAAGGACACUAUAUUGACCUACUGUGCUGGAUGUGAAUGAGGGAGGAAUGGGGGGGGAGUGUGUAGGCACAGAAGAAUGGAUUUUGGAAGUGCUAUUUCUCUUUUCCAUUUGUGCGAAGGACUCAAAAAAAAAAAAAAAGAAAAACUCUUUAGAUGGCUUAUUUAUUUUUUGUAUUAGUAAAAUAUUCUUUCAUAUGAAUGUAUCUGUUUUAAGAAAAAAAAAAAGUUAGUCUUUUAUAUUAUUUAUGCUUUUUUGGAUGAAAUACUUUCUAUUUUUUUGUCAUUUUUAGUUUUCCCCACAUUCCACACAGUGUGGAGUUCAGCCAUUGUAUGUGUAAAGUUGUGUAAUAAUAUAAAGAAGAUAUGGUAGA